Messenger RNA from Pomacea canaliculata, 1911 nucleotides. RefSeq lists its product as uncharacterized. The coding region runs from base 111 to 848 and encodes 245 amino acids. The transcript has 5 exons. Gene Ontology annotation, molecular function: peroxiredoxin activity. The record is from RefSeq and is a predicted model, not a curated record. Lineage: Eukaryota; Metazoa; Mollusca; Gastropoda; Architaenioglossa; Ampullariidae.
GUAGGGGUGGGAAGAAGGGUAUGUCGUAGAAGGGAGGUAAUGUAAUCGUCCCGCGCAACCUUUCAACACGGUUGACUGGCUCAAGAGUAAACCUUUGCUGUGAAGUUUCUAUGCUUCCUCGUCUUUUGAGCUUUCACAGGGGCUUAGGAAACCGUGCACCAGUAGCGAUGAAUUCUAUUCGUAUGUGGUCCUGUCUUCCUGUGUUCCUCAAGCAGGUCGGCAGGCACCGUAUGUGGAAACCCUUUACAGCAGAGAAAAGUGCUGUUAUGUUGUUCAGCAAAUAUCCAGUGCCUGAGCGAAGCAGCUUGCCACAGGACUUGCAAGUAGUGUUAGCAGAAACAGAAGAAAAGGCUGGCUUCCUUCCUAAUGUGUUUGCAACACUUUCCCAUCGUCCAGAAGAACUUCGUCUUUUUCUGGCAUUCUACAACAACUUGAUGGCUGAAAGACCAGGAAGUAACCUCAGUAAAGCUGACAAGGAGAUGAUAAUUGUGGCAACAAGUGCUGAAAACCGAUGCUUGUACUGCAUCAUCGCUCACAGUGCUCUUCAUAGAAUAUAUUCCAAAAACAAAAUCCUUGCAGAUCAGCUGGCAGCCAAUUGGCGGCACGCAGAACUUGAUGGCCGGCAGCGUGCAAUCCUGGAGUUUGCCAUAGAACUGUGUCAUUGCCGUAGCCCUACUCCAGCUCAUCAUCAGGCUCUGGGAAAGUGGGGCCUCACAGAGGAGGACAGCUGGGAUAUUGGUGCCAUCGUGGCACUCUUUGCCUUGUCCAAUCGUUAUGCUUUCCUUGCAGAAAUGAAGCCUAAUGCUGAGUUCCACCUGUUUGGGCGUAUUGAUCAGCCUAAAGCGUGAGUAGGGCUGAUAACGCUGCUUUAGUAUGCAUUGAGUUCCAGAGAAAUUUUAUAUCAUUUCACAGACUAUUUUUCUGGUUUGCAUUUUGCGAUCAUUGACUACCUGAGACUUAGAUGGCAGAUUUAUUAUUUCACAGUUGAUACCUAAGCUAAGAGAAGCUAAGAUCAUAUGUGAAAAGACAGCACACACUUCAGCAACUGUUGCAGUUUUCUAAAGUAUUUUUAAAGUCAUUUUUCCAUUCAAGUGGAAUGGCAAUUCAGACAAGUAUUUAAAACAAAAAUGUCUUCACUUCCUAUAAGCUCACAACUGAUUAUUUUACCAUUCCCAUGUUUUAAGAUCAUUAAACAUUGAUGUACAAACAGCAUUUAAGAGGUGAGGGUGAAAAUCGUGUAAAGACUUAACUAAAAAACACAAAACCCAGAACAAUUUUUAUCACACUGGUUUUUUGUUUUUUUUAAUUCCUUUAUGCUUUGUAAUAUUCAAAUUAAAGUUGCUAAUAGCUACACACAUAAGUAUUAAGAUCACUGCUUACCAGGUAUUAACAGUGUAUCUAGGUCAAUAUAAUUCAUACAAAGAUUUUCACUUAGGUUAUUUGCUGUACUUGACCUGACACAUUGCCUGUUGACAUGAUAGCAAUCAAGAUUAUGUAGCAAAAUUCUCAAGUUCAAGGUGUUGAUAUUUGAAGUGUAAACACAGACAAAUGAUUCUGAUCUGAUAAAACAUUAUUUGUUGAACAGUUUUUAAUCUAGGCAAUUUUUUCGUUUUUAUUCGUUACUUAGAAAAUUCAUGCUAUUCCAAUACCAACAAGCACUGAAAGAUAAUUUACUCAGAACCAAUCUGAAUUCUUGAACAAAUAUUCAUGAAGAAUACUCAGUUGUUUAUAAAAAGUGAUAUAUAAAAUAUGAACAAAUUUUUUCACGUCUAGGGAUUUUUUCCUGGCAUCUUACGUUCUUUGUAUACUAUGCUGUUUUAUUAAUUUGCUACGCUUUAAUGUGAUGCAUACCAUAUGAAACGUUUCUAAAUUUUUAUUUUGAAAUAAAGUAUGCAGAUACAAAAGAUGAAA